Rana temporaria (common frog) is the source of this 2716-nucleotide messenger RNA. RefSeq names its product cell division cycle 40 (gene CDC40). The coding region runs from base 63 to 1760 and encodes 565 amino acids. Gene Ontology annotation, cellular component: catalytic step 2 spliceosome. The record is from RefSeq and is a predicted model, not a curated record. Gene Ontology annotation, molecular function: mRNA binding; protein binding. The transcript is spliced from 15 exons. Gene Ontology annotation, biological process: mRNA splicing, via spliceosome. NCBI's taxonomy places the organism in Eukaryota, Metazoa, Chordata, Amphibia, Anura, Ranidae.
CCGGUGCGCCUUCUCCCAGCGGGCCUUGCGGCGGUGCAGUCUGACGUACUUCCUGGUCCAUCAUGGCCUCCGUCUUAGUUUCUUACAGCAGUGGCUCUGACUCUGAAAACGAAGCGGAGGAUAAAGGUAUUGGCUCCCACCUGGAGCCUUUACCAGCGGCGGCGGGGACGCUGAUGGUGGUGAACUCGGCGCCUGAGGUGGCAGUGAAGGAAACUGUUGAUGUCGGAAUCCAUCUUGACCCACAUGUUAAAGAAAUACAAUACAACCCUACCUAUGACACCUUAUUUGCACCUGAGUUUGGACCCAACAAUCCAUUUAGAACCCAGCAGAUGGCUGCUCCAAGGAACAUGCUUUCAGGAUACGCAGAACCAACGCACAUUAAUGACUUUAUGUUCGAACAGCAAAGAAGAACAUUUUCAACAUAUGGUUAUGCCCUGGACCCAUCUUUGAAUGUUCAAGAUGCAGCCACCAAAUACAUUGGUUCUGUGGAUGAGGCUGAAAAACAAAAAGGGUUAACCGUAUUUGAAUCGGGUCAGAAAAAACUUGAAAAGAGGAGAAAAAUAAAAGGUAGCGAUGCUUCAAACAUAGAUGGCUUCCUCGGUCCAUGGGCAAAAUAUGUUGAUGAAAAAGAUGUUGCCAAGCCUUCAGAGGAGCAACAGAAGGAGCUGGAUGAGAUAACUGCAAAAAGACAGAAGAGAGGCAAACAAGAAGACGAGAAACCUGCAGAUGAGAAGACCAUAUUGCAUGUUAAAGAAAUGUAUGACUACCAGGGCAGAUCGUAUCUUCACGUUCCUCAAGAUGUGGAUGUUAACCUACGCUCCACAGAAGCUCCAGAAAAAUGUUACCUACCCAAGAAGCAGAUCCAUGUCUGGUCUGGACAUACAAAGGGAGUCAGUGCCGUGAGGUUGUAUCCUCACUCUGGACACUUAUUGCUGUCUUCUUCCAUGGACUGCAAGAUUAAGAUCUGGGAAGUGUACAAUGAAAGAAGAUGUUUGCGGACUUUUAUAGGCCACAGUAAAGCUGUUCGGGACAUAUGCUAUAACAAUAGCGGGACGCAAUUCCUAAGUGCAGCCUAUGAUCGCUAUCUCAAGCUGUGGGACACCGAAACAGGUCAGUGUAUUUCCAGGUUUACAAACCGAAAAGUUCCAUACUGUGUCAAAUUCAAUCCGGAUGAAGAUAAACAGAGUUUGUUUGUGGCUGGAAUGUCCGAUAAGAAAAUAGUACAAUGGGAUAUUCGGACUGGAGAAAUUGUCCAAGAGUAUGACAGGCAUCUGGGAGCUGUCAACACCAUUACGUUUGUGGAUGAGAGCAGACGCUUUGUAAGCACCUCUGAUGAUAAAAGCUUGAGAGUUUGGGAAUGGGAUAUCCCUGUGGAUUUCAAAUACAUAGCAGAGCCAAGUAUGCACUCAAUGCCAGCUGUUACACUUUCUCCUAAUGGUAAAUGGCUGGCAUGUCAAUCAAUGGACAACCAAAUUUUAAUAUUUGGUGCACAAAAUAGGUUCAGGCUGAAUAAAAAGAAGAUUUUCAAGGGUCAUAUGGUUGCAGGCUAUGCCUGUCAAGUAGACUUUUCACCAGACAUGAGUUAUGUGGUUUCCGGUGAUGCUGAUGGAAAGCUGAACAUCUGGGAUUGGAAGACCACUAAACUGUACAGCAGAUUGAAAGCUCAUGAUAAAGUGUGCAUAGGUGCAGUAUGGCACCCACAUGAGACAUCUAAAGUUAUCACAUGUGGAUGGGAUGGCCUCAUCAAACUUUGGGACUAACAGCUCAGCAUCAUAUGUUGAUUGGACCACGUGCUUAUGUGUAAAGACCUUUAUCUUCUGAUGGAGCUUGCACCCAGGGAAUGGUUGAUCAGACUACUUUACAAUUGAAAGGGAUGUGAUGAACAGGAAUUGCACUUGUGCCGGAUCAUUGCCUUUCUUCCCUGGUGUAGACAUUACUUCUUCUCAUUCAGUAUGAAAACCUUGCUAUUUAUAUUCCCGGAUUUUCUUGUCUCAAACAGUAUUGAUGUAUUUCCUUAUUUUAUUUCCUUGAGCCAGAAGAUUUUCAGAAAAUCUGAUUUUAGAAAACGAAAUUUAGAACAUGGAUAUAUACACUUUUGGCUGUGAUCACCAGGGUGGGUGUCCUUUAUGAUGGUUUUGGUAAAAACCAGGAAAAGAGGUACAAAGCAUAUACAGCCCCCAAACUGAAACAAAGAUGAGACUCCAAGCAAAGAGAAAACAUUACACAUCGAUUCUUCUCCAUUUUCACUUCUCGCCUGGCUGGGACAACAAUUGUGCUGCUGUGUAGAGAACUGUUCUAUGUGUUGAUAUUUUUACAUCGUUGCCAUUUUAUACCAAACUAGAAUAGUGGUGAAAAAACUGUGUAUACAUCUAAUUAUUCUGCUCAGGCAAGAAAGACUUCAGUGUUUCAGCUGAUAUUUUUAGACCUGUAUCUGAUACAACAAUAUGACUGCAUGUAUAUUUAUACUCAAAGAUCGUCUCUAAAUAUUUGUGCAUUACUGAAGAUACCUGUACAGAAACUUUUUUUUUUUUUUUGUAUGUCAAAAUAAAUUUUAAUUGUGUCUUUUUACAUUGCUUUAGUCUGUGCUUGGUGAUUUUUAUUAGGGCACAGACGUUGUAUAAUUUUGUUUUCUUUUGUUGUUGUCAUACACCGGGAGAUGGCUAAAAAGGUAUAAUAUGUAAGAUAUUUUUUUAAAUAAAGUGAAUGGAAGAAUAAA